Messenger RNA from Poecilia latipinna (sailfin molly), 4155 nucleotides. RefSeq lists its product as uncharacterized. The record is from RefSeq and is a predicted model, not a curated record. Lineage: Eukaryota; Metazoa; Chordata; Actinopteri; Cyprinodontiformes; Poeciliidae. The transcript is spliced from 5 exons. Bases 2502 to 3095 code for a protein of 197 amino acids.
CCGGACUGGCGACCCGUCCAGGCGACCCCGUCCAGGCAGGCGAUCCGUCCAGGCGACACGUCCAGGCGACCCGUCCAGGCGACGUCCAGGUGACCCCGUCCAGGCAGGUGACCCCGUCCAGGUGACCCCGCCUCUCGCCCGGAACGUUCGCUGGAGAUACCCACACCUCCCGACCCACUGGGGAUAAGUGUGUACAGAAAAUGGAUGGAGAUUAACUCAAAUUCUUCAUAGAGUUACUGUAUGGCUGCUGGCAGAGGAUCUCCUGUAGCAGUCUGUAUUACAGCAAAUUUGGAGACACCUCUGACUGAAGACAGUCUGAUGAAGAGGAUGGUCAGGGUUUUCUGUAAUCUUGAUUUUCUGCUGGUUCUCUUUGUGUAAGUUGUUGUUUGUGAAUGUCUGAAAAUUAACUAAAAAUAAAAAGCAGUUAAUCAGGUUCAUUAAUAAAGUGAUGUAAUUACCUUCUGAUGGUAAACUACGUUUGUUUGGAGUGAAAUCAGCAUUUAAAAUCUGUUGUUUAUAUAUUCAUAAACCAGGUCUUAGCCUGGGGAAAAUAUGAGAGGCGUCGUGGAUGAGCUGGAGUGAAACUUUCCCACAGAAGCUUCUGGCUCACCGCUCCGGUGGCGGAGCAGAACGCGGCUCCGUGUUCGGGCGGAGCCGCAGAUAACGCUCCGCUUUCAGCUGCUUAUCAGCUGCAGGGCGGCGCCACAAAACCAAAACGCCCCCAGGCCGUCAGAGACGCAGCUGAUAGAGGCUGCAGCCGGGCCAGAACAGAACCAGGCAGCCGGGCCAGAACAGAACCAGGCAGCCGGGCCAGAACAGCAGCCGGGCCAGAACAGAACCAGGCAGCUGGUCUGUUUCCAGACUCAGUAAAACUCAGAUCAUCAACAAACAUCUGAUUGGUUCUGCAGUGAGGAAGAGGAGGAGGAAGAGCCACAGUGUGUGUUCAUAUCUGUCAGUGUGUGUGUGUGUUUUGGUGUGAUCAGCUGCAUGUUUGCUCUCAGUCGCUCCGUAAACGUGGAGCAAGAAGUCCAGCAGAACCAGAACUCCCAGAACUCAGGUUGGUUUGGACUUUAACUUCUCCUUAACCAGUUCAGCUAAAAUUAGAAACCAGUUUGCCUGUUUAACUGGAACUGGAGGCCAGUUACUCUGAUCAGUUUAAACUAAUUUUCCAGCUUCUCUCUCCGACAUCACAGAGGGCAAAGGUCGCAGAGAUCAGAGGAUGUGAUUAUAGAUGAUUGAUCUCCAGUCGAUCAGCUGGUUGAAGGCGAUGAAGGUUAACUAACGACCUUCCUCUGAAAAUAAACGGACAUCGAUGAUGAUGUUUUAUUCUUCAUCAUCACUUUUGAUGUUUCACUUCGUCUGUUUCAAUCCCAGAGCUGAUUUUAGUCUCCUGUCGGGUUGUUGGUCAGUUGGGUCAUCCCAGCUAAUCCCAGCUAAUCCCAGUUAAUCCCAGUCAUCAAUCAGUGCAUCAAGUUGAACUUAUUAUUGAAAUUAGUUUCAACAGUUUCUCUCUAAGAACCUGUUUGAUUCGUCUGUCAGUUGCUGCUCCUGCAGGUUUGAGGUUUUGUGAGGAACCCGGUUCAGAUCGGUUUCAGAAUGUGUUGGCCUCUCUGGGUUCUGAUCGGGCCGGUUGGGCAGAACUCGCUGGGUUCUGAUCGGGCCGGUUGGGCAGAACUCGCUGGGUUCUGAUCGGGCCGGUUGGGCAGGACUUCUGUCUGUCAUCUGAUCCAGUGAACCGUUGGAGGUGGAAACACCCAGAAAGUCAAACACUGCGAGUCGGGCCUGAACACACCCGGUACCUCCUCAACGUAAACAUGAGCUGUUAGAGGUCUGAUCAGGAUGUGGGAGGUUCUGACCCGUUAAAGGUCCGAACAGUACACUAAAGGUUCUGACAGAGCCGUCUUUGUCAGUUUGUCCUGAAAGGCGUCAUUCGGGUCGGACCCGUCCUCGCCCAGGAUUUGCAUGCUGCAGGAAACAGAAACAAACUCAUUUUCAUUUACGGCUGCAUGUUGGCGUCGGGCUGCAGCUCUUCUCUCACAGGAACCAGAACCAUCAGAGUUUUGCCGGGCAGAACCCGACUCAAACGCUACAAUUCACCGUCUCUCUCCAGAACCUCCUGAUGAUUUCCAACAUGGCCGACAUCUAUAAAUAAUCUGCUGAACGCAUCAGAACACAGGCUGGUGAGUCCCUGUUAUCUAUGAAAGAAGGUCCAAAUGGUUCUGAUGGACCCGGCUGAGGCUUCUAUAUUUACUGCUCCACCUUGGAUUCACCUGUGAUCCAGGUGAGGCGCUCCUUAAGACACAACGGUUCUGGAACCUGAUCUUUCCUGAAGCACAGUGGAUGUUUCGGGUUCUGGUAUCUGUGCAGAACCAUUCCAGUAGUAAUCUCUGGUUCUGUGCUCACUGAACAGAACUUUCUGGUUCUGAUCGAGAAGCUUGGUGCUCAGCUGGUCUUCCUGGUUCCUGUUGGGUUCAUUUCAGGGUCAGAUCCGGGAAUCCUCCAUGGCGGCAGUGGGAGCGGACGCGACCGGGUUGUGGUUCCCGACACCAGGACUCUUCCUCAUCCUCCUCCUCCUCCUCCUCCUCUCCAUCUUCCUGACUGCUCUCUGUAGCGACUGCAACAGAAACUCGUUUGAGCUCCAGGAUUCAAAGACAGAGAAACCGCCGUCAGCUCUCAUCCGAGUGGUGAAGCUGGAGGAAGUGAAGGAGAACCCGAUGAUUGGAGAGAUCCAGAAGGACGAGAGAGAGUUUCGUCCUGGAGGAGAUCCAGCGGAGCCGGUCAGUUCUUCCGAGGGCCAACAGAGGGAGCUGCAGAGCCGCCCAGACCUGAAUGGCUCCGCUCCUCAAACCUCCGACCACGUCAGAGAUGGGCGGGACAACAGCGGUGAGGCGCUGGGACCGUCAGCCAAUCGGCUGUCAACGCAGCUUCAUUACGUCAUUCAGUCCGACGACAGGAACUCGGUUUACGCUCGAGUCAGCAAGAAGCUCCGCUUGGCCAACUCACCUGUUCCCACACCUGAGGGGGCGGGGCCUGAGGAGCAGCGCUCCCCUCCGCCGCCUGACCGGGAAACAUGGCGGGAGGUCGGAGCAGAAUAACCCCAACACCAGGGGGCGCUGUGGCAGCGAGGUGCAGAGAGGAAGAAAAUGAUGAUGAUGACGCCUCAGCAGACUGCCGAGGAUUUUAAACCGUCUGUUUCCAUGGAAACGCUGACCUUUGGAAACCAUCCUUCAUGAAACUUCUGAGGCUUCUGAUUGGUCCGUUACCGAUCAGCUGAUUGGUCCGUUGUGUUCCGACCCAAACCGGUUCUGAUCAGCUGAUUUCUGCAUGUCCAUCCAGAAGGGGGCGCUGCAGGAACAGGAACUGAAAUAAAGUUUAAGAUUUUUAAAGACAGUGGUACAAAACAGGAAGACGUGUUCAGUGUUUUGUUUUUGUCUUAUUGGAUAAAUAUAGUUCUAGUUCCCUAAAACUGAAAAAAGGUGAAGGUGAUGAAAUACGAAAUAUGAGAAAUAUGAUAAUUAUUUGAAAGUCUUCUUCCUGUCUUCAUAUUUUUUCCAUGAAAACCAAAAAUAAUAUUCUCAAACAUUAGUAACGAUUUAGAAUCAACAUCACAAAUGUUAAAGUUAUUAAUUUCUCUCUGAAGUUUCUGAUUAAAUGACUGUUUCUGAAAGCUCCAUGCUAAACUUAAAGUUGGGGGUUUAUUGAUUUAUUUAAUCUUGCAUUGAUUAUUAGGGUAAAUUCUGUGUAGCAGAUUAAAGGAGGAAUUUUUUAUUUUGUAGCUUUAUUAAGUUUCUGAUGAAAUAUUAUCGUUUUUCCUCCCAGUGAAUCAGGAACAGAAACAUGUUGAUGAAACAGGAACGCCGGAAACAAGGAUUUGUAUUCAUCAUAAAGAGUUUGCAUAUUUCAGAGAAUGAAAACACUGCGCGGAUUUCCGUGGAUGGCCCAUAGGGGGCGCUGCACAGCAACACAUCACAUUCACUCUAUUUUCACUCAAACACAUCAGAAUAAAGGAGUUUAUUUCCUAAAUGUUUGAUUUUCCUGGAAGUCUGUAUUAAAGAUAAACUGGAAAAUGUUUUUAAAUUUCAUCUUUUCCGUUUUUUUUAAUUAAUCUGAUUAGUUUUGUUACUAAUCUUUCAUCAAUAAAGAUAUUUCUCCUGA